AUGGGGAGGCCAGAGGACUACGGCCCAACGAUCAAUGCGGUGGUUUGGUCCCAGGUUGGACUUUCGCUGUUCUUCCUCUCUUUAAGAGUGUAUUGCAAGUUUAAGAAACACCGUGGACUGUGGUGGGACGAUCAUGUGCUCAUAGCAUCAUGGCUCGCCUUGUUUGUCUCAGCGGUGCUUAGCUCUGUAAACGUCUCGCUCGGCUUCGGCAAACAUGUCUUUCAGGUCAACCCCGUCAAUUUCCCCGCGAUGGGCCUCAACAGUCAGGUCUCGAGUACCGUUUCGAUCUCGGCGGCUGUAUGGAGCAAAACCUCUUUUGCAAUGACCCUUCUUCGGAUUGAAGGCAAAGGCUGGACAAGGAACCUCAUCUGGUUUGCCAUCAUAUCUAUGAACUUGCUCAUGGCACUGAACGCAAUGGCUGGCUGGGUUCAAUGUAGUCCGGUUGAGAAGAACUGGCACCCCGACCUCCCAGGAAGGUGUUGGGAUCCCAAGAUUGCGACUUAUUAUGGUGUUUUCGCUGCUGCCUAUUCCGCAUUCAUGGACAUCCUUCUUGCGAUGCUGCCAUGGAAGUUGAUCUGGGGACUGCAGAUGAAGUUGAAAGAGAAGAUCGGCGUUGGCGUUGCUAUGAGCAUGGGGCUUUUUGCUGGCGCAACUGCUAUCGUCAAGUGCACAACCAUUCCCACCCUGCUUUCUGGCGACUUCACCUACGAUGGUAGUGAGCUUGUCAUUUGGGGAACGGCGGAGUCUGGCGUCACCAUUGUCGCUGCUUCUAUCCCCGUCCUUCGCGUCCUAGUGCGAGAGGUUGCAAGCACUGCUCGGAAAUACUACGGCGGCUCUUCAGGCACCCAAACCGACAGGUCUCGUUUCGGUGUCACCCGUUCCAACACCGUAACGGUAACGACAACAACACGAAAGGGUUCGGUUAAGAAGAAGGACAAGCUAGCGGAUGACCGAAGCGACAAGAGCAUUCUAGGAGACGACGAGGAACCAGAAUUUGGCAAGAUUAUCCGGACCAAUGAGGUUGUUGUGCAGUAUGACACGCGGAGUGAUUAUGAGGGGCAUAAUGGGAGUUAUGAGAUGGACCGCAUGAACCGUAUGGUGUAA
Molecule: messenger RNA, 1104 nt
Organism: Colletotrichum truncatum
Lineage: Eukaryota; Fungi; Ascomycota; Sordariomycetes; Glomerellales; Glomerellaceae
Source: RefSeq, a predicted model, not a curated record